This is a messenger RNA of Cynoglossus semilaevis (tongue sole), 2414 nucleotides long. RefSeq names its product mRNA decay activator protein ZFP36L2. The record is from RefSeq and is a predicted model, not a curated record. Gene Ontology annotation, molecular function: metal ion binding; mRNA binding. NCBI's taxonomy places the organism in Eukaryota, Metazoa, Chordata, Actinopteri, Pleuronectiformes, Cynoglossidae. The transcript has 2 exons. The coding region runs from base 129 to 1415 and encodes 428 amino acids.
GGCGUUACGUGAAGAAAAGCCAGCUAGUUUGGACGGGAACGUUAAAGAGAGAAGAGCAAAGACGUUUGCGGUGGACCAAAGCUCAGGCUUCUGCUUUUAUUUAUUUAUUUUCGUCUAAGACGUACAGUAUGUCCGAUAUGCUCGACAGCAUUUUCACGAAGAACAUUUUGAAACAGUCCAUGGACGAUGAUUUACUCCUGUCCAAGCCUCACCCUCAGGGUCCAGGCUGUACUCGGCUAAACCGGUCGCCCUCCCUUUUCUCUCCCUUACCCCCGGUUGAAUCCCUGAACCAGAGUUUGAGUAAGGAGCAAGUCAACAAUGAUGAAAACAGCAGCCCUUUCUGGCCAUCCAGUAUCUGGAGCCAGGCCCCUGUCUCCAGAACCAAGCAGCUCCCAUUUAGACCUGAUCGUUCUAUGAGCCUGACAGAGACUAGCAGCAACCUGCUCUCGUCAUUUGGACAGAUGAAGAACCUGGAGUCCUUCCCCUCAGGUCCUGCCACCACUGUUGCUCCUCCACCAGGUUUUCCGCCCUCAUCUUCCCUCCAAGCGCAGGUUCCACCAAUGCUGGCCUCUAACCGUUACAAGACUGAGCUCUGCCGUGGCUUCCAGGAGACCGGCAGCUGCAAAUAUGGCAGUAAGUGCCAGUUUGCCCAUGGAGAGGCAGAGCUGAGAGGAGUAUACAGGCACCCGAAAUAUAAGACGGAGCCCUGCAGAACCUUCUACAACUUCGGUUACUGCCCAUAUGGCGCACGUUGCCACUUCAUCCAUGAGGAGAAAAUAAGUGGUGGUGCGUUGCCCAAAUUCUCUGAUCAGCACCAGCCAAAUUCCACUGAUCUGAGUGGUGGGAAUCCACGCCAUCAACUUCGCCAGUGUGUUAGCUUUGCUGGGUUCCCGGGAUCUUCCCGCAGUGCAUCUCCUCCAUCAUUCCAUUCCUCCUUCAACGAUCCCAACUUGGGGUUUAGCCGUGCUCCCUCCGUUUCCCCACCCCCUGCUGACCUCCUUUCCCCAGUGUUUACUGACUCCCAACACCGUGAGGCUGUAGCAUUCCAGUUUGGCGAACGUCAGAACCGCGUUAGUGCUGGAGACAUCCACAACAUUCCACUCAUCCUAGAGCCAAAGGCCUCACGCUGUGUGUGUGGCCAUGGAAAUAACUUCAACAGCAACAACAGCAGAGCCUUUGCCAGCAUGGAGGCCGAAGUUCACCACCACCAGGACGGCAACAUGCUUUUCCCUGGUUCUGGAGGCCAUGGGGGAUUCAUGAAGCCUGCUGUACUGCAGCGUUUCUCCUCUGAAGACUCCCUGGAAGACAGCUACAGCAGCUCCAGUGGGGGAUCCAGUGGAACGGAGUCUCCAACGUUUGAUGGAUUGUCCGGCAAGAGGCUCACUGUGUUUGAACGCCUAUCUCUGUCUGACUAAGAGAAUCUGUUUUUGUUUUGUUUUUUUUUACGUUAUUCAGAACCAUUACUGAUCUGGACAUGCCGGCUUUAGAUAAAAUUAUAAUUUAUGAUUUUUAAACAAAAGAAUGUGACCUAUUAUUAUCAAACACUUAUUUUUGUACUUGCAAUGAUUAUGUAGCCUUAUAGACCUUCAUAUUUGGUCUUCCAUGAGAGCUAGCUCUUCUGCAGGGUUCGACAGAACCAGUAAACAGUCUGGUUUAAAAAACAAAUCAAUAAUUCUUAGUGUUGUAUCAGUGUAGCAGUGCCUUUUAAAGAUUCUUCUUGCCAUAUUGGCUUAUUCCGUCUCAGUGCCAUAAACAUGUCUGUCUGAUAUAGUAGCCUUAAUCACUGAGACCUGACACGUCAUUGAUCCCAGUUUAUCUUUGAUAUGCACUUUACAGCUGAUUGAAAUGGGAGCAACUGUCAAAAGUCUCCCAGUAGCAUUCUACCAAAGCUUCAGACUUCACUCUGCUUUAUGUGUGUUUGUCUGUGUAUUCAAUUGUGUGGGUGUGUGUGUGUGUAACCAUUUACUUUUCUGAAUCCUGGGUGCACACAUAAAUACGUUUCAGGAUGCUGAAUGAUCAAAUGCAGCCUAUGUCAGUGAACCUGUAUCUGUAUCUCGACUCACUUUAUCAGAUAUUUUUCUCAAAACAUUCUUAAUGCUGAUUUGAAAAUUUUGCACCCUGUCUUCUGUUUGUUUAAAGACAAAAACCUGGUUCAGGGACUUUAACACCACAGUAUUCCUUUUGGUUAAUGGUUGCCUUGUGUUGUUUAACUUAAAACUAAUAUAUUUAUUAUGAUAUUUAUUUGUGUUUAAUGAAAAAAAUUGUAUUUUGUACUUUAUUUAUGGAGAAAAAAAAUAUUUCAAAGUCUGUGAAAUGCCAAUGUGAGGUAUAAAAAAAAAAGCAGUUAAAAAGAGAAUCCUAUAUUUUUAAUUGCCUUAAAGGGACAAAAUAAAUUUAUGAAUGUAUAAAAAAAA